UAAUUUUGAUUAAGUUAUUAUUGAUACUGAAAUAAAAUGUCCCCUUUCAUUUAAUUUUACAUGGUCUUGAGAAUUUCGGUACAUUAUUGACAAACUUAUAAAUACGUGUGUUAAACAGUUAAUCCUUGUUGGUAGUAUAUUUAAAAGAUUGAAAGAAGAUAGUUUGCGUUAAUCGUGGUAUUCUUAUAAUCUGUGACAAGCAUAAUAGAAUUGGUUUAAAUGUGUAUUGCACAUGUAGAUUUGUGUACAUUGGCAGGGGUGGAUCAUAUUUUCAAUUGUUUAUCUGUUACCAGUUAGUGUGCUAGAAAGUAAAACAAUUGAUAUAAGGUAUAGGUAAAAAAGACAUUCUUAAUCAAGUGUUAAAUAUGGGAAAUCAAUAAGUGUUCAGUUAAGUGGAACAGUACUACUCCAAUGUUAUUUACUUAGUCUGGCAUAAUUUUAAAAUAAUGCUUGUAGCUUGGGAAAUUAUUUGGAUGAUUGCUUUCAUUUAGUUGGAGGUACUUGAAUUGGGCGAAAUACAUUCUCAUUGUUUUGAAUUCCACUCUAUUGCACAUUCUUAAUUGGAUUUAUUGGAUUAUAUUUUAUCACUAUCAGCAGGAUUUAUCUUUCUAAUGAAAAGGGUUCUCAACAUGGGGACCUUUCAGUGAAUAAAGAUGGGAAGUGGUUCAUCCGCAAACAAAAAUCCAAAAGAAACCCAAUCAGCACCUGCCACCGCUCGUAGUUCACCAAAACAGCCGCGUCGUAAUCGCCAGUUCGAAGAGGUCCAAAUCGCGACGCCAGGGGCCCGUGAUCCCCGGUCGCAAAAGAGUUCAAGGUCACAGGGUGCAAGCCCGAACCCCGCAAGUAAAACCGCGCAGGCUAGCAAGGGUCAGGACCCAGGGGCCAAGACUACCAAAGGUCAGGACCCAGGGGCAUCUGGAAGCGUUGAUAAGGCUGCCACCUCACAGAGGUCAUCACAGAAAGGAGCAGCAUCCAACGGAAAGAAGGCUUCUUCUAUAGAACAAAAUGGAUCUGUUAGCAGAGAUCACAGACCACAGUCGCCAGCAAAAACCGCCGCAAUGACGGCUCCCAAGAAAGAUGAAGACAUUGUGUUUGAGACUUUCUACCAUCGGAGUGGAAAAGAGUUCCAGUGCAUCUACCAGAGUGGCAUGCGCUUUUACCUCGACGACUGGGGCUCUAAGGAAUGGCAGCCGUUUCCUAAGCGCUGGUACAACGAGGGUCUACUUGUGACCAAUACCAUCCUCAAGGAUGACAGUCAGCAAGAUCAGAGUCAGCAGCAGAAUGGAGAUCAAAGCGGGACAUCGACUCAAGGUCAGAGUUCAAGGUCACAGGGACGUCGUGGUGGCGGCGGUGGGGAUGACAGGGAGGGUUUCCUCAUGCAUCCAACUCGAGGGCGGAUACCCACAUAUAUAUUUUAUAAAAAGCACAACGUGCACAUGUACUUUGAAAAGGAGACAGGUUCGUGGGUGCGUAUGCCGAUAGGUUGGGAGUUGCACCAUAACAUGGUCAAGAGUCUAGUGGACCAGGUGGAGGAGGCUGUACCGACAUGGGGAGACCGACAUGACAUCCUGUCUCUGCUACGCGCUUGCAACUACGAUCCAGACGAAUGUAUAUCCAUCUACAUGCAUCUUCAGAAAGAUGCGUGGAUGAAGGCUCCAAAGACUGCCAAGGAAGGCCAGGCCAUGGAGGAGGAAGAGCACAUCAUAUCAGACCUAGAGAAGAAAAUCAGAGACCUGGAAAUUCAACUACAGAAAGAGAGGACCACUCGUCAGGAAAUGGAAAGAAAUUUGGAGGUGCAGAUGACCAAGUACAGUGAGCUGGAGGCUGAAGCCAAGGAAUGGGAAGCCCAGUUGUCUGCAGCAACCGGGGGCCGCCCCAUGUCUGCCCGUCCCAUAUCACGGAUGCAUAAGGCUGGCAAAGGGCCACCAACGAAAGGAGGCAAGCCCGUUCCUAUGCAACCGGUAGGCGAGCAGGUGAACCCUGACGACAUCCUGGACCUGAACGCCAACGCCAAGGAGCUGCGCAAGGCUCACGCGCGCCUCAAGGUCGACGUAGAGCGCUACAUGGGUGACCUGAAGCACAUCAUGGCCCAGGUGGGGCCAACCGUGAAGCAGCUGAAGGCCUCUGAAAAGAGCAGCGCGAGUGAGAUAGAGGAGGUGCGCGCCCUCUACAGGAAGGAGGCCAUCCAGCGAAAGCUGCUCUACAACCAACUGCAAGAGUUACGCGGCAACAUCCGAGUCUUCUGUCGUGUGAGGAAGGACGACAGGUCGGAAAGCUGCAUCAAGUUGCCUAGCGACCAGGACAUCGUUUGCACCCACCCCCAGCAGGGCAAGAAGAUCUUCUCAUUCGAUAAGGUCUUUGACAUCAACUCCACGCAGGAGGCAAUAUUUGAGGACACCAAGCCCAUCAUCACCUCGUGCGCUGAUGGCUACAAUGUGUGUCUGUUGGCCUAUGGACAGACUGGCAGUGGCAAGACCUUCACUAUGAUGGGACCAGAAAGCAACCCGGGUAUCAAUAUCAGGGCAAUGAAGGAGCUGUUCAAAGUGUGCGAGGAGCGAGUGGAGACCAUGUCCUACAACCUGACGGUCUCACUUGUUGAGAUUUACAACGAGACAAUACAGGACCUGCUGACAAGCGAUGUAAAGACACUCGAGCUGCGUACCGCGGGCAACAAGGUGAGCAUACCGGGCCUCAUUGAGUACCCCAUCAAGAAUGUCAAGGACGUGCAGACAGUCAUGGAGCUGGGUGACAAGAACAGACAUGUGGCAUCCACCAAGAUGAACUCUACAAGCUCCCGCUCCCACCUGGUCCUGAUGCUGUCGGUGGAGGGCCAUGACAAGGUGACCAGUGCAAUAUCCAAGGGCACCCUCGUGUUGUGCGACCUCGCGGGGUCAGAGAGGAUCUCCAAGACAGAGGCUGAGGGGCAGAGGCUCAUUGAGGCUGCCGCCAUAAAUAAGUCUCUCUCCGCUCUCGGACAGGUGUUCACUGCCCUGAGGUCGAGCCAGCUGCACGUUCCCUACAGGAACUCCAAGCUGACCCAGAUACUGCAGCCCUCCCUCGGUGGAGACGCAAAGGCCUGCCUCUUUGUGAAUGUGAGUCCAGAUGUGUACAACUUCUCGGAGACGGUGAGCACCCUGGCGUUUGGUAGCAACGCCCGGCAGGUGGCGCUGGGCCAGGCCAAGCAGAACAUCAGCAAGAGCAAGUAACUCUUGAAAACAUCAGCUAUGGCUAGUAAAUCUUGAGAACAUCAGCAUGGGCAAGUAAUUUUAAAGAACAUCAGCAAGCAAGUUACUCUUAAGAAUAUCAGCAAAGGCAAGUAACUCUUGAGGAUAUCAGCAAGGGCAAGCAACUCUUGAGAACAUCAGCAAGGGCAAGCAACUCUCUUGAGAACAUCAGAAAGGGCAAGUAACUCUUCAGAACAUCAGCAAGAGCAAGCAACUCUUGAGAACAUCAGCAAGGGCAAGUAACUCUUGAGAACAUCAGCAAGGGCAAGUAACUCUUGAGAACAUCAGCAAGAGCAAGUAACUCUUGAGAGCAUCAGCAAGGGCAAGUAACUCUUGAGAACAUCACCAAGGGCAAGUAACUCUUGAGAACAUCAGCAAGGGCAAGAAACUCUUGAGAACAUCAGCAGGAAGUUACUCUUGGAAACAUCAGCAAGAGCAACUAACUCAUGUGUGUGGCGGGAAUCCUGACAAUGCAGACGGGCGGAAUCAGAGAUGUUUACCAUUGCCCAGUUAUUGACUACAAUAUGAUAAAUAUAGAUCCAGUUUUAAAUAUGUUGCAUGCUGGAUAUUAUUUGAAAGAUUAUUUGUACUGUUUUACGAGAUCUGUUGUUUGUAAUGAAAGUUAUCUAGGAAAUGUUUUGAAGGUUACUGUUUCAUGUAAGCACUAUUCGAGCUUGAGUUUUUAAUUUUAAGUUGUACUAAGAAUUUACUUGGACAGCCUACGCUUUUUUUUUAAAAGUUGAACAUGUUUGCAAAGAUCACUCAAAUAUUAUUUACUUAUAAUUUAAUUAAAAUUGUACAUUUACUUCUGCUAACAUUAUAAGACACAUAUUCGCUUAAGUUUAUUUACAGUUUAUUUUUCCACUGUUUACUGUUUUGUGUGAUAAUCAUUAUAUAUUUACGCUUCCUUUUUUUCGUGUUUACUGGUUUUUGUGAUGGUAAAACAAUGAUAUUUUCUCUCAAUUUGAUGGCAUAUUUCAUUGAGGUUAAUGCUGGUACAUUAACUGAUGCUCAGAGUGUUAUGGUAUGUACACAAAUACCACGAACUGUUGUACGAUAUGUUUACAAAGAUAUUAUGAUUUAGUGACAUAGUUGUACAAGAACGUUUUGAUCCACACUCUGGAAAAAUGGGGCUUAAUGCAUUGGUGUAAAGUGUCGUCUGUGAUUAGCCUGUGCAGACUCCUAGAGCUAAUCAUGGACAACAUUUUGUGCGAUUAAAAAAUCUUUUUUUAAAAGUAAGUCUGUUUUUAAACAAAAGUUCAGUUUAUGUGGGAAGUGUCAUCACUGAUUAGCCUGUGCAGACUGCACAGGCUAAUUAGGGAGUAAACUUUAAACGCAAAAUUAAGCCCUGUUUUCCAAGAAGGAGGCAUAUUUAUAAUAUACAAAUUCUGUGAUUAUUUUCCGUCCAGACUAGGUGUGCCAAAUGUGAUCGUUUCUCUCCCUAUUGUUGUAAUUAAAGUUGUUUGUUUUAUUGUAUUACUUUAUUAUUUUUCAAUAUUUUCUCAAUACGUGUACUUUGGUGUUUUUGAGGGUGUUCACUGUCAUAGACUUCCUAGUCCUCAGGAAGCCUAAUGCACUAUUUAUUGACGUUUCUUCAAAAGGGUUUAAUAAAACCAAUUUACUUUCGGGUAUCAAUCGUUUCCAAAAAGACACUUCCAUCUCUCGAAAAAAAAAGGAGUCAUUUUAAAUAGUCAUUAUAUAUUUUGUAUAGUUAUAAAUUAUGCUUUCUAAAACAUACAUGAAAAUAGUUUAUAUACAUGUUUUUACAUUUUUUAAUUGUAUGAGGUUUCUAUCAUCUUCAUUUUUAGAAGUAUCCAUUUAUCUUUAACGCUUUCCCACUCAGAAGCAAAGUGAAAAUGGCUAUGUGGAAACAGCAUAAAACCAGAACAGACUGCGAGUAUUCACAGUCUGUUCAGGUUUUAUGCUGUUUGCUGCUCAUCAGUAUCUAAGGGUUGGAAAUGAUGCUUUUGAAACUUGAAUACAAUAAGAACGUUUUUUUUAAAUUAAAUUUAACUUUCUAGGGGACUACAAGUGCGUAGAAAUAUGUAUCUAAGUGGUAAAGGGUGAAAUGAUUUCCCCUUCAUUACUUCAGAAUAUUCUCACAGUCUCAUAACUUUAACGCUUUUUUGCGAAACGGGAUUGAUUUUUUUUCAACAAAUGAAAUGUUGAAUAUUUGCGUGUGCUGGUAAUCUGUGUCUUUUUAAUGUGGUUUAUAAAAAUUGGCUUUUCAUAGGCUUUAUUUAGGAUUUGAGCCUCGGUCUGUAAAAAUGGGGCUAAAGUCAUUUUUGUAAAGUGUUGUCCCAGUUAAUCUGAGAAGACACUUUUCGCUCGAUUGUAUUUUCUUGAAAGGAAGUCUCUAUUAGCAAAAAUCAAGUUAGGCAAUGAGGUUGGCGUCCCUGAUAAGCCUUUUCAGAUUGCUCAGGCUUAUCUGGAAAACACUUUACGCACAUGCAUUAAGCCCCAUUUUCCCAGAGCGAGGCUUAUUUAGAUUCUGUGAUACUUAGUGUGCUGAUAAGCCUCUGUGUGUUUGGGUGUUGGUUGACCAGGGUUAUUUAUUGUUGCAAAUACAGCCCCAUUGUCUACUGAAACAGGGCAUGUUUGGAUAUUAAUUGAGUGUGCUUGAAACAUCUAUCAUGUAGGCAAUCUGUGAUACUUCAUGUCUUGUUUUGUUGAAUUGCAUAGAUUGUUUGUAUUUGACCAGUUCACAUCAUACUAAAAAUGUUAUUUUGAAUAUUUUUAGAUCAGUAGCAUUUGUAAUCUUAAAAUCAUAUGGUUAUUGAAUCUUGAUUUAUUAAGAUAUUUCAUGUAAUGUGAUAAUUAUUUAUAAUUCAUGAACAAUUUAUUGUUGUCAUUUUCCUGAUUACACCAGUACUUGUGUGUAUGUAUAUAUUUCUUCCUCAUGCAUGAAUAAUUAUGUUUAUAUAUAUAUAAUUAAAACUGUUUUAGCAUAUGUUUUAAUUAAAACUGUUGUUAAAAAUGGCAUGUUCACAUUUAAAUCUUGUUCGACCAUCAGCCCAUUAGCUGAACAGAGCUGUAUACUGAAGCACACAUAAUAAGUAUAAAUGGGCAGUGCUCUGUGAAAAGGGGGUUUAAUGCAUGUACUUAAAGGGUUGUCCCAGAUUAAACUGUGCAGUCUGCACUGGCUAAUCAGUGACGACCCUUUCUGCUUUUAUUGUAUUUUUCAUUUAAAGAUAUUCUCAUCUUAGCAAAAAUCCAGUUAAGGUGGAAAGUGUCGUCCCUGAUUAGCCUGUUCACAACAAACUUAACGCACAUGCAUUAAACUCCCUUUUCACAGAGCACGGCCCAAAUAUAUAAUGAAUUGCAAUGUUUGCAUAUAAUGCACUUUGUAAUAUCUGAAAAUCAAAGUAACAUAUAUUGUGUACACUAACAUUUAUUUUAAAUAAACCAGUCAUUAAAGUAAAAAUAUUAAAAGGACCUACUACAACUAUAUGCUCAAACAAGUAAAAUAACACUCCUGCCUAAAAAAAUGUUAAAAAUAUUGUUAUAUUUAAUAAUCUAUCUAUCUUGAUAAAAUAAUAACCCAUUUGUGAUAUGUUCCAUCAAUAUUUUUAACAUACAUUUAUUGUUAUUUUGCUAUUAAAAAUACGAUUUUUGUCAAAAUUACACACUAGCUAAAUAAGUCCCUUAUUAUAGACAUUAUAAUUUAUGGUAUGUGUAAAAUGACUUUAAAAUAAAAUUAUUCUUUAUAAGUAAAUAUUAAUUUUGCAUAUUCAGCAUGCACAAAUUACAUAUGACAAAUACAAAAUAUACCAAUAUACCAAAAUAACAGAAACAUGUUUUGAAACAUGUUUUGAAAACAUAAAAACCAAGAUGUACAUGAAAUAUUUGUUGACUGAAGUAUGGAGUUGAUAGGAAUCUAAUGUUUGUUUAAAUGGUAUGAUAAAUCAUUAUUGAUGUGCAAACGUGCUUCAAUCUGUCGAUUGUUAACGUUAAUAAUUGUUAAACAUUUAUUUAUAUUUUGUAUGAUGGUUUGAUAGUCGAAAAAACAUUUUAACAUCGC
Messenger RNA from Dreissena polymorpha, 7245 nucleotides. Its product is annotated as kinesin-like protein KIFC3. NCBI's taxonomy places the organism in Eukaryota, Metazoa, Mollusca, Bivalvia, Myida, Dreissenidae. Gene Ontology annotation, biological process: microtubule-based movement. The transcript is spliced from 22 exons. Gene Ontology annotation, molecular function: microtubule binding; microtubule motor activity; ATP binding. Bases 654 to 3206 code for a protein of 850 amino acids. The record is from RefSeq and is a predicted model, not a curated record.